GAGGGAUGAGGCUCCAGGGCUGGAUGGGGGCAUGGAGGCUGCUCCUGCUCCUGCUGCCUCUGAGCUGCUGGGCUGAGCCGGCGCACGCCAAGUCCCCGCGGCACCGGGAGCUCAGGAGGCAGGGCCGGGAGCCCCGGGAGCGCCGGGAGCCUCGGGAGAUAGUGCUGGCGGUCAUCCUGCCACGGCACAACACCAUCUACCCUUGGGCCUGGCCCCGCGUGGGGCCGGCCCUGGAGCGCGCCAUAUCUCAGAUCAACGACAACCCCGCCUUGCUGCCGGGCUACCGGCUGCGCUACGAGUUCGAGAACAGCGAGAACAAGGACGGCAUCUGCUCUGAGGCCGUCGCCCAGCUGGUGGCGGUGGACCUCAAGUUCUCCCACAACCCCUGGGCCUUCAUCGGGCCUGGCUGCGACUACACCUCCUCCCCCGUGGCCCGUUUUACUGCCCACUGGGGGUUGCCCAUGGUCACGGCAGGCGCGCCAGCCCCCGCAUUCUCUGACGCCAAUUUCUUCACCUCCAUCACCAACACGGGCCCCACACACAAAAAGCUGGGUGAAUUCGGCCUGCACAUCCACCAGGAAUUCAAGUGGCUUCGGCACGCCCUGCUCAUGUUCACCGAUAGCAAGGUAGAUGACCGGCCGUGCUAUUUCGCCGUGGAGGGACUGUACUCGCGGUUGCACACUGACAACAUCACCACCGAGCACAUGGUCUUCGAUGAGAAUACCACGCCCAUCGAAUACGGUGAAUUUCUCAACAGAAUCAAGCAAGAGGGUCGCGUGGUGUAUGUUUGCUGCUCACGGGACAUUUUCCGGCAGUUAAUGGUGCACUUCCGCAAGGCCGGCCUACCGCAGGAGGAGUAUGUGUUCUUCUACAUUGACGUUUUUGGCGGCAGCCUGGACACUCAGCCUGCCUACCCCUGGGCCAGAGGAGACGCAGACGAUCCCAUUGCCAAAGCGGCCUUCCAGAGUGUGAAGAUCCUGACGUACCGCGAGCCACAGAAUCCUGAGUACAGAGCCUUUGUGACGGACCUGAAGAGGGAUGCCAAGAGAAUGUUCAACUUCACAGUGGAGGACUCACUGAUGAACCUGAUCCCCGGAGGCUUCUAUGACGGAGUCAUGCUGUACGCCCAGGCUCUGAAUGAGACCAUGGCGAGGAUGGAGGGCAUGCCCCCAGGGCCAAAUGUCACCAGAAAUAUGUGGAACCGCACCUACUAUGGAGUGACAGGAUUGGUGCAGAUAGAUGAACAUGGUGAUCGAGAGAUCGAUUUCGCCCUGUGGGACAUGACUGACAAUGACACCGGUGCUUUUCAGAUUGUGUCUGUCUAUAACGGCACCCAGAAGGUGAUGGUAUCACUGCCAGGAAUGAAACUCCAGUGGCCAGGGGGCGUACCUCCCCGUGACAUACCUGUCUGCGGCUUCAAGAACGACAAUCCCGCCUGUCUGACAAGGACCAUCCCAAUGCACCAGAUGGUCUCCAUUGUUGUCUUCUUCGUCUUUGUCAUCAUCAUCACCAUCACUGUCUUCAUAUACAGGAAACUGAAGCUGGAGAAUGAAUUGGCUGCACAGCUGUGGAGGAUAUCCUGGGAGGACAUUCAGAUGAGUAACAUGGAGAAGGUGCUGCGCAGUGUCGGCAGCAAGCUCACCCUCUCACUGAGAGGCUCCAAUUACGGCUCUCUCCUCACAGCAGAAGGCAACUUCCAAGUGUUCGCGAAGACGGGUUACUACAAGGGUAACAUAGUGGCAAUUAAAUACAUCAACAGGAAGCGGAUUGAACUGUCCAGGAAGGUGCUCUUUGAGUUGAAACAUAUGCGGGACGCCCAAAACGAGCAUCUCACUCGCUUCAUUGGUGCCUGUAUCGAUCCCCCCAACAUCUGCAUCAUCACUGAGUACUGUCCCCGGGGGAGCCUGCAGGAUAUAAUGGAGAAUGAGAGCAUCACAUUGGACUGGAUGUUCCGAUAUUCCCUUAUCAACGAUAUUGUGAAGGGCAUGGCCUUCCUUCAUAACAGUGUGAUCGUGUCACACGGAAACCUCAAGUCCUCUAACUGUGUGGUGGACAGUCGCUUCGUGCUGAAGAUCACUGACUACGGGCUUGCAAGCUUCCGCACCGAGGCAGACACUGAGGAUGCCCAUGCCUACUAUGCCCGGAAGCUGUGGACGGCCCCUGAGCUCCUGCGCAUGGAGAGCCCCCCUCCCAGCGGGACUCAGAAGGGCGACAUCUACAGCUUCGGUAUCAUCCUGCAAGAGGUGGCCCUGCGCAGGGGUGCCUUCUACCUAGAGGGGGAGCCGCUGAGUCCUAAAGAGAUUAUCGACCGCGUGGCCCUGGGGGAAUGGCCUUACCUGCGCCCCACCAUCUGUCCCCAGAGCCACAGCGAGGAGCUGGGUCAGCUGAUGCAGCGCUGCUGGGCUGAGGACACCGCAGAAAGGCCAGAGUUCAGCCACAUCAAGCUCUUGCUGCGCAAAUACAACAGAGAGAGCAGCACCAACAUCCUAGACAACCUGUUGUCCCGCAUGGAGCAGUACGCCACCAAUCUGGAGGAGCUGGUGGAGGAGCGGACACAGGCCUACCUGGAGGAGAAGCGCAAGGCCGAGACCCUUCUGUACCAGAUCCUACCACACUCAGUGGCAGAGCAGCUGAAGAGGGGUGAAACGGUGCAGGCGGAGGCCUUUGACUCCGUCACCAUCUACUUCAGCGACAUCGUGGGGUUCACCGCCAUCUCCGCCGAGAGCACCCCCAUGCAGGUGGUGACCCUGCUCAAUGACCUCUACACCUGUUUUGAUGCCAUCAUAGACAACUUUGAUGUUUACAAGGUGGAGACAAUCGGUGAUGCCUACAUGGUGGUGUCGGGUCUCCCUGUGCGGAACGGGAAGCUUCACGGCCGGGAGAUUGCCCGCAUGUCGCUGGCCCUGCUAGACGCAGUGCGCUCCUUCAAGAUCCGUCACCGACCAGACCAGCAGCUCAAACUGAGGAUUGGUAUCCACAGCGGCCCAGUAUGUGCAGGAGUGGUGGGAUUAAAGAUGCCAAGGUACUGUCUGUUUGGAGACACCGUAAACACAUCCUCCCGCAUGGAGUCCAACGGGGAAGCCCUGAAGAUCCACGUGUCAGCGGCCACGCGCAACGUCCUGCAGGAGUUCAACAGCUUCCAGCUGGAGCUGCGGGGAGAAGUGGAGAUGAAGGGCAAGGGCAAGAUGACCACCUACUGGCUGCUGGGGGAGACCCCGAGCAGCACGUGAAGGACAGAGAGAGCAGGAGAUGCACACACACACACACACACACACACACGCGAUGGGACGGGGAGCUGUGGAGGGAAAGGCGCGUAAUUGCAAAGCCACUCGCCUCUCCCCACACAACCUUCCCCAACACACGCCACAGAAUGCACAUGCUCUCUCACAGACUGGUUGGACCUGCUCCAAUAUCAUGUGUGUACUUCAAUUUAAUGUUUCUCUUAUUGUAUGAAUGUGUUUUUUUUUGUUCAUGGCAGGAUUUUGAUUUUGUAUACAGCAUCUUAGUUUUCUUAUAGUUUUAAAAGGGUAUAUAAGAACUUUAAUGACAAAAAGAGGCCAUUUAG
This is a messenger RNA of Megalops cyprinoides (Indo-Pacific tarpon), 3565 nucleotides long. RefSeq names its product natriuretic peptide receptor 1b (gene npr1b). Gene Ontology annotation, molecular function: peptide receptor activity; guanylate cyclase activity; protein kinase activity. Gene Ontology annotation, biological process: intracellular signal transduction; cGMP biosynthetic process; protein phosphorylation. The record is from RefSeq and is a predicted model, not a curated record. NCBI's taxonomy places the organism in Eukaryota, Metazoa, Chordata, Actinopteri, Elopiformes, Megalopidae. Gene Ontology annotation, cellular component: membrane. Bases 6 to 3230 code for a protein of 1074 amino acids. The transcript has 21 exons.